Molecule: messenger RNA, 4140 nt
Organism: Larimichthys crocea (large yellow croaker)
Lineage: Eukaryota; Metazoa; Chordata; Actinopteri; Sciaenidae
Product: USP6 N-terminal-like protein
Exons: 14
Coding region: 816-2561 (581 amino acids)
Biological process (GO): regulation of GTPase activity
Molecular function (GO): GTPase activator activity; small GTPase binding
Source: RefSeq, a predicted model, not a curated record
UGUUAAGAUGAGUUACGAGCUGAAAUGUGACGGUAACAAAGUUUGUGGAAAUAUUGGAAAGAAAAGUGUGAAUCAGGAGAACCUCUCUUCCACCAUGCGAGCCCUGAGUUUUGAACAUUAUUAUGAAUAAACCUUUCUGUAGCUGAGAAACACUGAUCUGUAAUAGAGAGGUGGUUAGUACUAGUUAGAAUACCAUGGGAAUUAACGGGAACUUUGGGGAAUAAACUGGGAAUUUACAGGGAACGUUCUGUUUGGAGUUCUCCAGCUUCCUCCCACAGUCCAAACACAUGCAGGUUAACUGACUGAUGACCUCUGACCUCUCUCCUGAUAUAUAUGAUAUAUAAUAUUUCUCACACAGACACUGGUGGAUCUUUGAACUCUUCCUCUAGCGCCACCAUCAGGUCAAACCUAACCCAGGACCGUCUGCAGUCCCACGUGUGUGCACCAGAUGGCGGCAGUACGAAGCCGCGCUCCGUGUCUCUCCCGGAGGUUCUGUGUCUUUAAGGCCGGGACUCGCUGCUCGCUCUCGGCCGUCUGGUGCCACGCUGCGGCGCCUGCUCAGUGCGCCUCCGCCGCUCAGUGCUCGGAUCCUGGACCAGGAACGUCUGCUGCACCCUGUCUGUCUGUGCGUGUCUGUGCGUGUGUCUGUGCGUGUGUGCUGGUGUAACCUAUGGAUUGACGGAGGCAGCCUUUUGUUGUCAGCCCGGUGGUUUGUCCUGCUGGAGCUGCACUUUCACCGGAGAAUGCCCAGAGGAGCCGGAGCUGUGUUCCUGCACGGAUAGCGCAGAAAUACACCCGAGAAACACGGUGUUGAAAUGAAGAAAGACAUUGAGACUCUAAUAGCAGAGGAACGUGCUGACAUCAUCUUGAAAUAUGCUACGGGCAGGCAGGGCGGGGUGGAGAUCGACCCCUGGGAAGAUGCCGACUACAAUAUCUACAAAGUCAUCGACCGCUUCGGCUUCAUGCACGAGGAAGAGCUGCCGGCCCCGACGGCUCACGAGGAAAAGCGAAAGCAGCUGGAGAUAGAGCGAGCAGAGAAGUGGCUGAAGAUGGUGAAGAAGUGGGAUAAAUACAAGAACAGUGACAGAAUGGUGAAACGGGUCUACAAGGGCAUUCCCCUGCAGCUCAGAGGCCGGGCCUGGGCUCUGAUGCUGGACGUGGAGAAGACCAAGAAGGAGAACGAGGGCAAAUAUGAGAGGAUGAAGGAGCAGGCCCGGCGGUACUCCUCUGAGAUCAAGCAGAUCGACCUGGACAUCAACAGAACCUUUCGAGACCACAUCAUGUUUAUGGAUCGCUUCGGAGUGAAGCAGCAGUCUCUCUUCCACGUCCUCUCAGCGUAUUCAAUCUACAACACGGAAGUGAGCUACUGUCAGGGGAUGAGUCAGAUCGCCGCCCUGCUGCUGAUGUACAUGAACGAGGAAGACGCCUUCUGGGCGCUGUCGCAGCUACUGACCAAUCAGAAACACGGCAUGCACGGGUUUUUCGUUCCUGGGUUUCCCAAACUUCAGCGUUUCCAGACGCAUCACGAUCAGAUUAUUUCCAAACUCAUCCCGAAGCUGAAGAAACAUCUGGACAGAGAGCAGAUGUCUGCAGGGAUCUACAGCACCAAAUGGUUCCUCCAGUGUUUCAUCGACAGGACGCCGUUCACGCUGACCCUUCGCCUGUGGGACAUCUUCAUCCUGGAGGGCGAGAGGCUGCUCACUGCCAUGUCGUACACCAUCCUGAAGAUACACAAGAAGCGUCUGUUGAAGAUGUCUCUGGAGGAGCUCCGAGAGUUCCUGCAGGAGAGGAUCGCUCAGACUUUCUUCUUCAGCGACGACGUGAUCGUCGAGCAGCUUCAGGGCGCCAUGACUGAACUGAGGAAGAUGAAGCUGGACCUUCCUCCUCCAGGGAAGCCCGACGAGUUGCCUCGUAAGCCUCUGGGUCAAGAACUGCCGGUGCUGUUGAGUCCAGUCCAGCCCUCCCAAGGGAAGCCGUCCUCAGCCAGCGGGUUCCCCAGAGCAGGCUUGAGCCUCCACAUCAUCUCCCACCAGCCUGACUCCAUAUCCCCCGACCAGAGCCCCUCCAAGGACCCCAGAGAUCUGGACGCCGUGGACAUAGAGGAGGCCCCGCUUCCAUCCCCGGAUCCCGUCAUCAUCCACAGCCAGGCCCCACUCACCCCCGAUGGCUCCCCACUGAUGGGGCCUCCGCCUUACCAGCCCCCGGGGAGUCCAGCACCGGUCCCAGUGGGUCCCCCCUCACCGCCAGAUCAGGGGAGCGAGAUCACAGAUGUAGUCUCUACGGAUGAAUCUUCUAUGGCCACUCGCUCGGGUGUCACCACCGACCAAUCCUCGUGCCAGGCCCCACGGACUCCUCCAGCGCCGGCCGCCCAGGCGGGCUCACCGGCUUCGGUUGUGGCUCUGUGUGAGGAUCUGUCUGCAGAAGAGAGGGCUGAGGACAGUUACCUGGUCCAGCUCCUGGAGCAGGCCUCGGCUUUGACCACCAACAAGAACCAGAAUCAGAACCAGAACCAGGACUCGAGUGAAGCAUCAGAGGAAACGCUGGCGCCGGACAUUUCAUGAAACGAGCACCAACGUAUCGACUGUCGUGGUCCUGCUCCGGUUAUUACUGGAUCAUGUGUCCGUGGAUCUGAGCUGGUUCUGUAAAGGUCCGGUUUAGGCGGGUUAUCAGUGUCAGGCAAUAAUUGCUUUAAAAUAUGUCAUCAGUUUAAGUGUCCUCUUUAAGGCGACAGUGUGACGUCGUCCGGGUCAGGAUGUUUAGUCCUGAACCGGGUUUGGAUCUAUUUAGUGUCUCAGAAUCAGUUAAACUCUCAGUCCAGUUCUUCCUCUGAGGAGGACUUUCCUUCAGUCGUCUCAAAUUAAGGUCUACAAACCGUUAAAGGUUCAGUGUGUCGGACUUAGAGUCAUCUAGUGGUGUAGGUUCUGAUUACAGCCCCCCUCGCCUCACCCUCAAGAAACUAUGGCCCGUUCUGGGCUCAACACAUUAAGAAAAUCUGGAGUUGCAUUCUGGGAAGUGUAGGAUUUAAUGUUUUUAGCUUAAUUAGGGAGAAAAUUUUACCAAAUUUAAAGAACUAUUUAAUAUUUAAUACUUUUAACCUCAGUCUGCAGAGUUCAUCUCACAUCGUUAUCGACGCCUCCAGACUCGCUCAUCUUACAUCAAAUAUUGUGCUCGUGGUUCUUGGACUUUGGCGGACCUGGUUCUCACAGGGGACGUGGACCGGACCUCACAGGACUCUGCAGCGUUGGACAGACGUCUCUGAGGCGUCCCCUCUUUACAAUAACAGACACAUUUUUGUAGUUUUGUAACGUUUGCUCGGAGAACAGCGUGUCGCUCAGUCAGCCUUUGUAAAACGUUUGCUAGCAGAGUCACAGUUUUAUUUUUUGUACUAACGUCUCGAUGCCUUAUCCGGGUCAGCUUCAGUUCUUCUGUGCACGUCAUGGAGGAACACUACACGAGGACUUUCAGGCGUCGGACUGAACUCUGACCUCCUGACAUGGUGAGCUGGCUCACUGUUAUGAUUGUACACAUUGAAACGUAUUGAGCUCAGUUUAAAUAAGUAGUUUUCAGGCUCAGUAAUUUAUUGUUUUAUCCUCUUGAGAAGAAUCCAGGUCAUUUAAGAAGUGCUCAUCCUCAAGAACUGGAAUAUUUCCAUCGGAAACAGCCUUUGUUUUUUAAUCCUUCAGAGGACGACGUGGAUUUUAGAUGUUGUGCUUAGAAAUGUACAGUACUGUAGGCCCAGUAGAACACGAGUUAGACCCAGUUUCUUCAGCUCUGUGCGUAGUGAAAGGCUGACAUCUUGUGGUUAAUUCAAGCAUGUCUCCAUCUUUAGAGUAGGAAUGUUGUAGAAAGAGUUUAAACAUUUAGAAAUGACCCAAACGACGACAAACCACACGAGAGUUUUGCAGUUUAUGCCGUUAUUUUGAAUGAUGUGACAUUUGACUGUAUUUCAGUGCAGAAACGUAUCGGAGGAAUUUGAUUCAGUUUAAUCAGCUUUCAGAUGAAUGAGAUGAAAACAGUGAGACAUCGUGAAGCACUUCGGGUCAGAGCGGGAACGUUAAAACAAAGUGUUGGAUCCUUGUUGUAAAUCUGCGUCAUCUUCUGAUGAAACUCUGGAGCUGAAACAAUACAACUUUUAUCUUC